UAACUGGCACCCAGGCUACCAGCAGAGAAGAGGAGGGUAGCAUGGCUCCAGGGGAAAAGGAAAGGGUGGAGGGGCCAGCCAAGAAUGCCCUCCGGAAGGUACGCAGAGCCACCCUGGUUAUCAACUUGGCCCGAGGUUGGCAGCAGUGGGCCAAUGAGAACACCACCAGGCAGGCCCAGGAGCCCACAGGCUGGAUGCCAGGAGGGACCCAGAACCCACCCCAAGCUUCUGGACCAGUGAUACACCCCACCACCCACCGGAAAGCUCAGAGUGCCCCAAAGUCUUCCUCCCCAAAGCCAGAGGGACAUGGAGAUGGACAGAGCUCCGAGGAAGCCGCUGAGGUAUCUCACAUCAAAAGAAAAGAGGUGACCAAAACAGUUGUCAGCAAAGCUUAUGAGAGAGGAGGGGAUAUGGGCCACCUCAGCCACCGAUACGAGAAGGAUGGUGACAUGCCUGAAGGUGGGCAGCCAGAGAGUGACAUUGACAGAAUCCUCCGCAGCCACAGCUCCCCAACGCGGAGGAGAAAAUGUGCCAAUCUGGUAUCUGAGCUCACCAAAGGCUGGAAAGAGAUGGAGCAGGAGGAGCGGGAGGAGCCCAAGUGCAGGAGCGACAGCGUAGACACAGAGGACAGUGGCUACGGAGGGGAGACGGAGGAGAGGCUGGAGCAGGACGCAGAGCAGGUGGCCGUGGCCAGAAUCAAACGCCCCUUGCCCUCCCAGGCAAAUAGAUUCACAGAGAAACUCAACUGCAAAGCCCAAAAGAAAUACAGCCAAGUGGGCAACCUGAAAGGGAGAUGGCAACAGUGGGCUGAUGAACACAUACAAUCCCAGAAGCUCAAUCCUUUCAGUGAAGAGUUUGAUUAUGAGUUGGCCAUGUCCACCCGCCUGCACAAAGGAGAUGAAGGCUACGGCCGUCCCAAGGAAGGAAGCAAAACUGCGGAAAGGGCCAAGAGAGCCGAGGAGCACAUCUACAGAGAAAUCAUGGACAUGUGCUUCAUCAUCCGCACGAUGGCUCACCAGAGACGGGACGGCAAGAUCCAAGUUACAUUUGGAGAUCUCUUUGACAGAUACGUUUGUAUUUCAGAUAAAGUCGUGGGCAUUCUCAUGCGUGCCAGGAAACAUGGACUGGUUGACUUCGAAGGAGAGAUGUUAUGGCAAGGCCGGGAUGACCAUGUUGUGAUUACUCUGCUCAAGUGAACCUUCAACCACACUGGAGCCAAACUUGACCCACUAUUGUCUUAAUGCUCAAUGCUAAUGUAAUGAAAAGUAAAAUGCAAACUGCUCUGUAAUAAGUUAGUAAUAUUAAACAAUUUUUA
Molecule: messenger RNA, 1315 nt
Organism: Hippopotamus amphibius kiboko
Lineage: Eukaryota; Metazoa; Chordata; Mammalia; Artiodactyla; Hippopotamidae
Gene: ABRA
Product: actin binding Rho activating protein
Exons: 2
Coding region: 42-1196 (384 amino acids)
Biological process (GO): positive regulation of Rho protein signal transduction; positive regulation of transcription by RNA polymerase II
Cellular component (GO): sarcomere
Molecular function (GO): actin binding
Source: RefSeq, a predicted model, not a curated record